AUGAACAUCACAGCCACUAUUAGCUCAAUCAACAGUGCCUCAAUCAUAGAUAUUGCCCAAUAAAAAUCAGGGCUCACUUUAGACUUUGUUGUUUCAUGAGCAAAAAUGGAGAACUGUCACCAAAGCUUGCCUUGGCCUGGUUUCAAUGGUGCAACAAGCAAUGAAUAUUCUUCUUUCAUAGAGCCAUGGCCAAUCGAGCCUCAUUUCUUGGCUCAGUGCCACGGUUUCCCUCCGUCAACCCCGACGCCAGAUAAAGCCACGACUGUUUCCAAGAGCCAUAGCGAAGCCGAGAAGAGGCGGAGGGAUCGGAUUAACGCGCAGCUUGCAGCUUUGAGGAAACUGAUUCCCAAGUCUAACAAGAUGGAUAAAGCAGCAUUACUAGGAAGUGCAGUAGAGCAAGUCAAGGAUCUAAAGAUAAAAGCAACAGAGAUCAGCAAAGCCUUCACUAUACCGACCGAAACCGAUGAAGUGACGAUCGAAUGUGAGGUUUCGGAAGGCAAGAUGUUGAUCAGGACUUCGGUGUGUUGUGAUGAUCGGCCGGAAGUGUUUGCGGAGCUGGUCCGAGUGCUGAAAGGGCUGAGGUUAAGCAUCGUAGACGCGGAGAUUACAAGUGUUGGUGGAAGGAUCAAAAGCGAAUUGAUGGUUUGUGAUAAUAACAUCGAUAAAGAGGGCGUUUCGGUUUCGAUGAGCACACUGAAACAGUCGUUGAACGUCCUUGUAAACAGGAUUAAUGCUUUAUCAUCGGAUGCAUCCAAAUCCAAUUGUCGGAUAAGAAGCAAAAGACAAAGGAUGUUCUUGCCUUCCAACUUUCCUCAAUGAACUAUAUAUAUAUAUAUCAGUAAAUUCAAAAUUACAUCACUAACUUUGUUU
Hibiscus syriacus is the source of this 870-nucleotide messenger RNA. RefSeq names its product transcription factor bHLH51-like. The record is from RefSeq and is a predicted model, not a curated record. The coding region runs from base 106 to 819 and encodes 237 amino acids. Gene Ontology annotation, biological process: regulation of DNA-templated transcription. Gene Ontology annotation, molecular function: protein dimerization activity; DNA-binding transcription factor activity. NCBI's taxonomy places the organism in Eukaryota, Viridiplantae, Streptophyta, Magnoliopsida, Malvales, Malvaceae. The transcript is spliced from 2 exons.